Molecule: messenger RNA, 2653 nt
Organism: Nycticebus coucang (slow loris)
Lineage: Eukaryota; Metazoa; Chordata; Mammalia; Primates; Lorisidae
Gene: RNF224
Product: ring finger protein 224
Exons: 2
Coding region: 1550-2131 (193 amino acids)
Source: RefSeq, a predicted model, not a curated record
UAACCUCUUCCAACCUGAGAUGGGCACCUACUCACCAGGAAGGCUGCCGGCUCAGCCAGGUCUUUGAAAGGGAGUCCCAGGCUCUAGCCAUGAUGGGACAUCCUUGACUACUACCUUUAGGCCAGGCAAUAAAGCAGGGCAGGGCAGAGACAAGUGAGGAGGCGGAAGCUGGGCUGGUUGUGCAGGACUGACGGGUCCUGGUGCCACGCCAGCCUCCACUGAUGCAUGGUGAGCAGCCUCACAACAGGGCAGGGCGGCUGCAAGGUGCUGCGGUCUCUGGGUGUGGGACAGAUGGGUCAUUGCCCUGACUGUGCAGGGCUCAGUGUGCCCAGUCCCCUGUCCAUGUUCCAUGGCUGGCCCACUCAGGUCAGCCACAGGUACCUGCCUUACCAGCCCUGAGGCCAACUGCCAACGUGGACAGGAGUAAGCAGGGGCCAUCAGCUUCUUCCUAGUGGGGCUGUGAGUGGUCCUGGGGCCCUGCCCACCUGCUCCAGUCCUCCCACUUUGCUCCAUUGUGGUCCUGGUCACUGGACACACUGACCACACCUCCUGGAACCUGGGCCUCCUGAGCUGACCUGGAGGUCACAGAUGGUAGGUGCCCUCCAAUGGAGAUAUCCACAUCACCUGCGUCUCCCAGAACUUGGGGGAGUGUCUGCUUGAGAGAGAGGAUCCCCACACACGGUGCUUGAGCGCCACCUGGAGUCCAUAGGCUGGCUGCUGCCCCAUGACAAGAACAGGACAGAACUAGCAGAGGCAAGGACCAAGGUGAUGGGGAGAAGUCACACAAAUCUACAUGGACCUGCAUGUAGUGAAGAAGUUGCAGAGGACCCAGAGCUCCCAGGGCUCUGAGCCAGUGGGGAAUCCUAGCAGGCUUUCUGGAGGAGGUGAGCUGAGGGCUGAAGGACAGGCAUCACCUGGGCCAAGGCAGGAAGUUUCCAGUAUAGAAGAGGAGGAUGUAAGCCUAGGGAAGGGCAUAGAUGGGGAAGAGUGUGGAGUGGGAAAGAGUGUGAGGGUGGGCUGGGCGGAGGGUGUGGAGAAGGAGAGGGUAUGAGGGUGGGCUGGGGGGAGAGUAUGUAUGGGGAAAUGAACUGCAAGCCAGGCCCAGGAGUGGGGUUAGCAGAGUAUGGGUCUGGGCAGCAGUAGGGGCAUGUGGGGGGCACCUUAUCUCCUGCGAGUGGGUGGUGCUGUUAGAUCCAGUUUCAAGUGCUUUGCGGCUGAAAGGGGAGCAGCCCGCCACCUGCCUGUCUGCUGACUACCUCACUGGGCCAGUAAUGCGAGCCAGGCAGGGAGCCGCAGGGUGCCCUGGGUCCCCACCCGCUUCUGCAGCCACCCUGUGGCUGUGCACGCCUGCCCAGUGGUGCGGAUGCAGGUAAGAGAGGCCUGGGGCUGGGGAAGGCUGUGUGGGUGGGGGCCUCAGCCCAUGGCUGAGACAAAGGGUCAUGGAAAGGAGCUGAGCAGCUGGACAGGAGGCUGCCCAUAGGAACUGGGGUAUGCACUAAACCUGGUGUCCACUUGCCCCACCAGCUACCACCCUCCCUUCCAGAUCUGCAUGCACCUGCCAGCCCCACAGUCCUACCUCCUGAUCACCUGUGCUGGCCAGUCACAGAGUUGGCUAGGCAGGUUGCAGCCAUGCUGCUGCCCACUUACGGCCUCCCUGUAUACCUCCCCCAGGAUGCUGCAGCUCGAGGACCCCCCAGCUGCAGAAGAGGGUGGGACCCGGCGGAUUGACUGCAUCAUUUGCUACUCAGCCUAUGACCUCUCUGGGCACCUACCCCGCCGCCUCUACUGCGGACAUACCUUCUGCCAGGCAUGCAUGCGGCGGCUGGACAUGCCUGUGCACGAACAGCGCUGGAUCCCCUGCCCGCAGUGCCGCCAGAGCACACCCACACCUCGAGGAGGGGUGGCCAUGCUGGACCUGGACUUGGCUGCCUUUUUGGCUAUUAAGGCUGAACGAGAGCCAGCAAGAAUGGAGCCCUGGCCCCCUACACCCCUCAAAGAUGGCACCGCUAUCACUCAGCAGCCGACUGGGCUCUGCCCCACCUUGGACCCCCAGCCCCACUUUCCCCCAGCAAGAUGCUGCUGGAACUGUAGCAGCCUCUGCUGCCUGUCCCUGGGUAGCCACGAGGUCUGAACUCUGGCCCUCACCACCCCUGCAGGGGAACCUGCUGCCUGAGGCAGGCUUUCUAUGGAACCUCUGACCAUACACAGUCCACCCAGAACAACCUGGUGGCAGGGUGUCCCGGAUACAGCCUACCUGGCCCAGCAUGUCAGUGCCACCCUAGCCAAAGACAUCCCCAGGCCACAACCAAAGUUUGGGGCAAUGGCCAUGGUACCAUGAGACUCUGCUGGAGGCUGGUGACCUGUCCUGGCCAGGAUAGUCUGACUAUGUAUGUCAGGUGGGGACACUGUAAACCCAGCCUAGACCUGGACUCAGCUCAGAGGGUGUUAGGACACUCUGGUGGCGAGUCCUAGGGGCCUGGGCUAUUGGCUAAAAGGGCAGUGCCAGGUCAAGGCUAGUCCUGAGUGGGUCAUGCCAGAGCAGGUCUCUCCUCUCCUAAGAAAUGAGCCAGGAGGGGAGGACACCUCCCUCAUCCCUGCCCUGCAUGGUAGCUCUUUGAUGUUCGUCCACACAACAAAGUUCAUUGAAUUUCUA